UUACUCUACUUUUCCUCAUAUGCACCACUGCUUGUUAUUGUUGUUAGAUGUGUUUCACAAUAUUUCUGUAUGUUCGUGUGUCUGUAUAAUAACUGCGCUUCGUUCAGUUGUUAGCGACUUUUGGGGCGAACUAGUCAACAAUGAAAGUAUUUAAAUGGGAGUAAAUAUGCCCGCGCGCUCAAAUUACUCUCUCCAAGCCCACCAACUAACCAACAAAGCAUACAGAUGAUGGUAUGUGUGUGUGUAGUAGGUACAUGCAGGCCAACAACAGCCCAUCGCUGCUACCAGUUGGGGAGUUGUUUCGUUGAUUGUCAUUGUUUGGUCGUUUGGGUUACGGCGCGGUGUGCUUCGUUGAGUUUAGUUGCUCGUAACGGUUCUUUGCGUAUAGACGUGUUUUCUGAAUUUGGACUUAGAACAAAGUAGGCAAGUGUUUGAUUGUUUUUUGCCCUGUUUCGUGUUGAAUAGUGAUAGUGAAGGUGCAUGAAUGAAUCGUGGUCGUGCGUGUGCUGGUUGAAGGGGAAGGAAAAGGAGGAAAAGAAUGAGUGUGGCGUAAAGUUUGCAAAGCUGUUAAUAGUAAAGCAGCCAACUGGUGUGAGAUUUAAGAGACAUUUAUUAGAGGAAACAAUAUUAGACAAAGGAAAUAAUUAUUUAUUUUUUUUUUCAAUUAAAUGCAAAUAUUUCAAUAAACCUACUGAAUAUGUGCGCCCAAGUGAAUCAUAAGCAAAUGAAGCGAAGAAAUCAUUCGAAGGAGCUCAAAAGGGCAACAUAAAAAAGUAUAAAUUUAGCAAUAAAUUAAUUCUGUGUGCAAUUAAAAAAAAAAUUGUAGUGCAAAAAGUGUCGUAAAAUUCCAACCACUUGCAGACGAGCUCAACACUUCAGUACUUCAGCAACAAAAUAAACAUCGACAAAAACUCUACUGUCAACAAGUCAACAACAAACGAAACCAACGAAAUGCCAGCUGCCAUGCGCAGCAAACACAAACGAGCCACACCGCCCAACCCACAACACAAUGCGCGCCCACCAGGAUUGGCAAUCGCACGCCGACGACUGCAAGCAACACUGCAACUGCCUCCUAGCUGCCUGCACCGCGCACUCACAUUCCUCAUUGUCGCACUCUGUUGGGCAGGGCCGGCGCCAACCUUAGCACAAUUGCAAGGCAACACAAUUCUUGGCAGCACCGGCGGCGGCGGUGGUGGUGACAGCAGCGAAAUCGAAUUCGCCAGUCUGGAUGGCGCCGGCACCCAACUACUCGCUCCAAUGCUGUCGGAGGCGAGCAAUGUGGCGCCACAACCACCAUUAGAGGUGGUAGAAUUUGUGGAACCUGCGCCAGCGCAACCAGUGAUGUCAUCGGCACCGUCAUCGUCAUCAGCACAUAGCUACACUGAGUUGCAGGGUGGUGAAAUCACCGGCGAGCGAACGUUGCGUUACAGUGAAAGUCCUUUUGUUGUGCGCCAACACAUUGAGGUGGCCAAGGGUGCCCGGUUGAUCAUAGAGCCGGGUGUGCGUAUGGAAUUCGCACCGACUGUGGGCAUAACUGUGCGCGGCAUAUUACAAGCGGUGGGCACCCCCACAUCGCGCAUCACUUUAACAGCGGAGGGCCAAUCAAUAGCUAUCAAGGGAAUAGAUAUUCUGGAUGCGGAAGUGCGUGGCGCGCGUUUAGUCGAUGGACCCACGCCUUUAGAGGGUCGUUUGCAGAUUUAUCACAAAGGCACGUGGCGCGAUGUCUGCACUAAUUCCAGAAAUUGGACGCUCGUGGACUAUGCCGUCGCUUGUCGCCAAAUGGGCUAUGCUGGUGGCCACUUUUGGAAUUGGGUCGAACGCACACCGGGCUACCAUCCACGCCUACUCUACGAGCAGCCGCGCUGCAAAGGUAGCGAGAACACACUAUGGGCUUGCGCUUGGUCGUCGCGUCAACUUGGCUCCGGCGUGUGUGACUACCACAACGAUAUCGGCAUACAAUGCCGGCCCGUGCACAACACACCGCUCAGCCAUUGGCGUGGACUCUACUUCGAGAAUGCACCGGCCACCAAGACGCUUGGUAAUAAUAAUAUUGUCUAUACAGCGCUGUCACAGUCCACCCUCCGCUAUGUGGACAUUACUUAUGCAGGUGUUGGGCGUGACUUUAGCGUCAAUUCCGCUGUGGAGGCGAUCGGUCUGCCGCCCGUCAUGCAACAUGUUGUAGUUAGCCAUUCGGCCUACACCGGCUUCAAUGCGACCUUGCCGCUUGGUGGCUUCGUCAUGCAGAACGUAACUGUGCGGAAAAAUAAUGGCAUUGGUGUGUUCGUGAACUCCAGCCAAGGUAUGGUGCAAUUGGACGGUUGCAAUAUUGUGCAGAAUGUAGCGGAUGGCGUCAAGUAUGUGGGGCAUGAUUUGCGCGCCAAUGAACGCAUGGAUCGCGCAUCUAUCUAUGACUUUUGCACGCUGCCCACAACUUCCGGACAAACCUACCCCAUUACGCUGUCAUUCACGCAAAAAUACUACGCCGGCUCAGAGAAGGUGUGCGGCAAAUACUUCUUCACGCGUCCAGGCUACCUCCUCACUGUGCACUUCGAAUCGUUCAUGUUGCGCAAUAAUGAGACGGCGUCGGUGGAGAUCUUCGACGGCACAUCGGAAAGCGAUCGCAUGCUGUUCGCUUGGAAAGCACGCAACUACACGCGUCCGCAGAGUGUUACCAGCAAUCGUGAGAAACUCUUCAUACGCAUACAGGCGGAUGCGCGCCAAGAAGUGAAUGGCUUUUUACGGCUCACUUCGGGAGAUACGCGCGCGUACGACUUGCGCGUUGCGAACUCUGUGGUGGAGGAUAAUGGUGGGCGUGGCAUCGCAAUCGACAACAUACGCUCCAAGCUGCAUGUGCACGGCAGCUUCGUCUCGGGCAAUGGGCAUGUGUCGGGCGUGCAUGUGACCAGCGGCGCGGGCGAUGUGAACAUUACGAGCAGCAACAUCACAUUCAAUCAGGGUGGAGGCGUCAACAUCACUUACUAUGGCGGCAAUCGUAAUAUAUCGCGUAGCACCAUACAAGCGAAUAAAGGCUAUGGUGUUGCGGUGUGGCUGAAUGAUACCACCGCGCCAGAUCGCGUCGAAUACAUACCCUUCAACCAGACCACGACUCUAGAAUACUCAAAAAUUGGCGGCAACUUAGAAACGGGCUUCUUUCACGGCAAUUGUUGUCAACCGAUUUGGGUGAAUAUCACCGGCAACAGCUUCAAUGGCAGUCUGUACAAUGAUGUGUUCGUGGAAUCCUGCUGGCGGUUCACGCCCAACAAAGAGCCGAAUAUGCAACUGCAAAUUGGGCACAACACUUUUGACUACAGCCAGAAAAAUUCAAUAUUUCUCAGUCCGGCGCUCAAUUUGCAAGGCAAAAUUGAGUUCAACCACUUUCGUCUGGGCACUUACGGCGCGAUAUACAUACGCAACGACUACAUCUUUCAGGAGUUUAAUUUCAUGCCGGUGCGCCUGUUGAUACAGAGUAACUUCUUUCGACGUAACAGCGGCGUUUAUGUCGUCUCGCUGGGACUCUCACCCUACAGCACACGCGAGUUGCAGUCGCUGCUUUUCACGCGCAAUUUUGUGCGCGACAACAAGAUCGCCGAACCCUUCGGGCCGCUGAUAGAGGGUAGUGAAGGCAGUGAUGGCUCAGGUCGACUCAAUCCACGCAGUCGUGUGGCCGCCGCUGUGGUGGUGGCCUCAAGCAAUGUGGACAUCUACCGCAACAUACUGCACAACUUGGACUCGGCCUAUGAAGUGGGUUCGCAGCUGAGCGAUCAGAGUCAGAUAAUCAAUGCCACUUACAAUUGGUUGGGUCACUCGGAUGAGAACAAGAUUUUCGCGCGUCUCUUCCAUCGCAACAAUCGCUACAAUCUGGCCAAGAUACAGUAUAUACCCUAUCUGUUGCACAGCUCGAACCCUGGCUCCACGACAAUGAUUACCAUGUCCACGCUGGUGCCGCGUUUCUCGCAAGAGGGCUCCGAUCUGAUUGGCGGCGAAAUUGAUGGUCAAGAAAUACUCUACCCCGGCACUUACCGUGUCACAAAGGAUAUCAACAUACGCCCGGGUGGCAAGCUCACGCUACAACCAGGCGUCACCCUCAAAUUUGAGCCCAGCGUAGGCAUGAUGGUUGCCGGCAAGUUAGAGGCGCGCGGUCGUCGGCCAGAUGACAUAUUCUUUACGCUGAAGCGUGAAACUGUCAUUGCCAUGGAUAAUUCCACGGACGUAGAGCAGCUUGAUGUCGACAUUAUUGAUAUCGAGACGGAGUCGAUAAUAGAGAAAAAUGAGCCGCCUCGUGUGCCGGUGCGACUCGUUGGUGGUGCUGGCGAUUACGAGGGCCGGCUGCAGGUCUACUUGGAUGGCCGCUGGGGCACAGUUUGUGACUAUGGUUGGACGGUGCUGAAUGCAGCGCUUGUGUGCCACCAUCUCGGUUAUACGCUGAACCCACGCGACUGGCGUCUGCAUCGCUCACAAAUGCCCACUGUAGGCGUAACAGAGGAUGUGAUUGUUUCGAAUGUGCGUUGCACCGAGCACGAUCUCGACAUUACCAAGUGUCAUGCGGAGUAUUUGACGCGUGGUGAGUUCGAGAAUUCAUGUACACAUGAAAAUGAUGUGGGCAUGCGUUGUUAUGAGGGCGCGUGGGCGGGUGUGCGUUUUAGCAUGCUGGCCGAGCGCGCAGAUCUGCAGUAUUUGACCAUUGAGAAGGCGGGUCUCUUCGACUACACCACAAACGUCUUUAAGCCGGCCAUACAAAUGGAUUUUGCGCGUCACAAUCUCGAGAACGUGCGCGUAGUGGAUAACCUGCAAGAUGGUUUGGGUGUUAUCUACGCAGACAUCUACGGCGGCAAGUCGGUGAAUAAUAUCAAAAACUGUGAAUUUGUAAGCAAUCGUGGCAAUGGCAUCAGCUUGAAGCAGUUGGAUUUGCGCAUACAGGGCUCUAUAAUAAAGAACAAUCGCGAUAGUGGCAUCUUUCAUGACCCCGUCAUUUCAGCGAUCGAACAGAACGAGCUCGGCGGCUGGUUCAAAAUGGCUGUUGAUUUCAAUUACUUCGAAGCCGACUAUGAUCCUUAUGUAUUGCCGCGAGAUGAGGGACAGAUCGACUUGGACACUUGGCAAAAUAAGUACAUACGCACCGAGCCUGUGCGCGGUGAGUCGAUCACGCGCAAGAUAGUUGUGCGUUGCCCAGCUGGCUAUGUGCUCGGCAUACAACUGCUGAAUCCCAUACAAAACCUUUCCACAGAACACAUUUCCAUACUCGACUCGCAAACAGAGAAUAAGCGCUCCGCUUUGUGGCUGCUCAAUCGCGAUAUAAAUGUAUUUCCCACGACGAGCAGCAGCUACGGCAUCAUCAUCUACUAUGAGAGUGGCGCUAAUGCUCUAGGCGGCACCGUAUUGCGUUUAUCGACCGUGACUGCACCAGUACAAAAUAUACGCAAUAAAGUAGUUAGUGGUCCUGUGCCCACGCUCAGCAUACGCUCGACCAAGAUACAGAAGAACUUUCGCGGUAUUUCGGCCUACUACUACAACCGCUAUGUAGGCGAUAACGGCGAGUACUAUUUGCGCAAGGCGAAUGAGUCCAUCAAGAUUGUGAAUUCGGAGAUCAGCUCGAACUUUCGCGAGGCUCUGCUGGUGAAGUCACCCUAUUGGGAUGUGCAGUACAGCAACAUUUCUGAGGUCACCAUACAUGUGAAUAGCUCGAUGAUUACACAAAAUGGUCAUGGCAUUAGGCAGCUCUCGAAGGACUUGCGCUCUUCAAACAAUCUCUUCCACUAUGUAGUGCAGGACACUACUGUUGAGGACAAUGCAUCCGGUGGCUUCCAGGUUGAGCUGCCUUACGUUUGGCAAUACAACGAGAACUUUACACACAGCGUCUACUUCGCCAACAGCACUUGGCAGCGAAAUCGCAACUUCUUCGUCGAUGUCACCGGUCACUACACAGUUUUCAAUAUAACGUCCAAUGUGUUCUUAAGCAACCAGUGUCCGCGCAGCCUGAUUACACUCGGCGGCAUGGAGAAGCGCAUCAAGUUUGAUUACAAUCGCAUAGAAAGUAAUAACGCAAAGUUCAUCGUAGAGCUGCGCGCUGACAGCUUGAGCGAGAUACUUGGUGAGGUACCCGCAAUAAUCGCCUACAAUACGAUUAAGGGCAACAGCAUCGACACUAUGGCGGGAAAUCUGCGUAAUGCACCCAUGCGCAGAUACAAACCACGUAAAGUACGUCCACAGAAUCGUCUGCCCAGUGCUGUUGUGCGUUUGGAUGGCAUACAAAAUGUGAAACUUUAUCGCAACUUAAUUGCGGAGAAUCAAAUGGACUACAAUUUGGUGGCGGGUGUGCGCUCUGCACGUUUAAAUAACUACUUUUACGCAACGGAGAACUGGUGGGGAUCGAAGGACGCCAAGUAUAUUGAGUCGAAGAUAUUCGAUUUCGAUACUUGGAAUGAUCAUGCGGACGUCAUUUAUCAGCCCUUCCUCAUUGAGGACAGUUUCGAUGCGAGCGUCUCGCUGAUCGAUGAACAUGACGAGACUAUCGACCUCAGCAGUUGGUCGGGAGGACGCAUUUACAAAGAUCUCACGCUACGCAAGCGUCCUGAGCCAUAUCGCAUACUCGCCGACAUCACUGUAAUGCCGGGUGUCACACUCUCGAUACAACAUGGCGUGCAGAUCGAGUUCGAGCCAAAUGUGGGCAUUCUUGUGUUGGGCACUCUAAGCGCCAUCGGCUAUCGUGAGUCGGAAAUUGUAAUGCGCCCAUUCUUUAAUGGCUCGCAUGAGUCGUAUACAUUGCUCACAAAGCGCGCUGUGGAGGAUCUGAGUCAGUCGCAGGCAUACGAUUCUAUUCGACUUUGCACUAACGCACAGAACUGCACCGUGAGUCCGCAACUCUCAUUUGACAGCAUCAACGAAGGCUUUCUCGAGUACUUCAACCACACCACCUUGCAAUGGGUGCCCAUUUGUGAUAGCCGUUUCACCGAACGGAAUGCGCAAGUUGUGUGCCGUGAGCUCGGUUUUGAUCCGCUCAAUGUGUAUUAUGGACAUGAUCGCCGCAUUGAGUACCACACUAAUUCGUUGACGCGCAUUUGGACGUGGGUGCAACCGCUCGAGUGUCGUGGUGAUGAGUUGCGCAUGGAGGAUUGCGCAGAACGCUUGAAUGGACAAGUUUAUGGACGUAGGCAUGAAUGCCGUUGGGACGAUGUGUUUGUGUUUGUGAGCUGCAACAGCGCGCCGGAGGAUCAGGUGUACUGGGGUGGCAUACGCUUCGCCAACUCGGACUUUGAGGAGAAUCAAUACGGGCAUCGUUUCCACGAUAGUCUUUCCCAUGGACCUAUCGGCAAUCGGGAGAGUCAUUUGGAGUUUAUACGUAUUGAAAAUGCUGGCAUUCUGCACAAUCAGAAAUCGGCUGCCAUACAAGCGAUACACAAGAGUCCAACCAUACGUUCGGUGACGCUCGUCAAUUCUGCGCAUCAUGGCGUCAAUUAUAUAGCACCGAGUGGCACAAUGAAUCUAAAUUUGCUGAAUGUUAGUAGCGCCUUUGGAGCGGGCAUCAAUAUACUCUCGUUGACCGGAGAGGGUCGCGAAAGUGAUGAGUCUAGUUUUACGCCACUCAAAGACUUGGACAUACCAUACAAACUCUUUUCGUUGGUUGACAUUUGCGAUCCCCAGAAAGUGCUAACCGUGGAGGAACGGCUGCUGGUCUACUACAAGUACGACAAUAAUCCCGUCAAUUGCGUCAAGAUAUUCACUUCACUGUAUCGCGCCAAACCGAUCGGUUUCCGUUUGCUGCAAUCGAACUUGUUCAAUCAUUCGAAGGAGUAUGGACGCACGGAUGUGAUACGUCUCUUCGAUGGCGACAUCUACAAUGUAACCUCACGUUUCUUGGGCAAAAUUGAAUGGGAUAGCGGCAAUCAGCGAAAGUUUUUCAAGACUGAGAGUCCAACGCUGAGUCUGCAAUUGAUGGCAAGUGGCGCGCCAGAAUAUCAUGGCUUCAUAGCGGAAAUCGUAACGGUGCCCAUAUCGACUUUGGGACAAUUUCGCGAUGCUCUGCACAACGUCACUUACUCACACAUUUCAGGCGCUGUGAAAGGUGCGAUCACUUAUGCAUCCGCUGGUGAGGUCACGCCCACACUCACACUCACCUCCAACCGCAUAGAGCGUAAUUGCCAACAGUUGUAUGGAAAUUUCUCCACCUGCAAGUCGGCGCUCAGCAUCGAUGUGCAAAAUAUGCAUUCGCUUUACUUUAUGAAUAACUUAAUCAAGGACAAUCAGGGCGGUCUUAGGAUACGUGCCGACUCACGCGGCUCAGCCACCUCACUACGCGGUUUCAUACAUCACAAUUUAUUCUUCCGCAAUCGCAAUCGUCCCGCAUUGUACGUGGAGGGUCGUCAGUCGUCUCCGUAUCAAGAGAUUGAGUUGUAUCGCAAUUACUUCGCGCAGAACAAAGCUGGCUUCGAAGAUGUCAUCAAGCUACGUCAAGUGGUCUCCAAUUUCAGUUACAAUUUCGUGCACAGCAAUGUGGGUGGCCGGAUUGUGGAGAUAUCGGGCUUUGAGAAAGUGCGUUUGCCCAUCUAUCAGACGACCUCGCAUAAUGGAUUUUACAGCAACGUCGCUACAAAUUGGAUGGGUCGCGCCACGGUUGUCGCCGGUACAGCGGGCCAGCAGUAUGUGGACAAUAUAUUUGAGAAUCCCGAAAACGAUUACGAAAUGAUAACGGUGAACAACUCAAUUUUGAAUGUUGAUUAUGUGAUCAAUAGCACCAUUGAACUCUGGCGCUCAAAGAUCGAUGCUAGACACAACUAUUGGAGCUACAACAACACAAUAUCGGUGCAGUCUCGCAUACGCGAUAAAUCAGACGAUCCUCUCUUACUCGAAGUGCAGGCGUUGCCAUUCCAAAUGAACAACCUCACCAUACUCGACGGCAAAUGUCCACCUGGUUGGGCGCUGGUGCAUGACACCUGCUUUAUUUAUGUGGGCGCGCCUUUGACCUUCCAUGAGGCGCGCGCUUUCUGUCGCAGCGAGAACUCCACGAUGCCUUUCAUACGCACGGACAGCACAACUUUGUGGAGGUAUUUGCAGGGUCAAAUGCGGCACUUGAAAUAUCCGGAGAAGGUGUGGAUACAAGACUUCAAUUACAUCGAUCGGUGCACGAGCUUUGCCUUCACCACCACUGAAGUGGAGGAUUGCAACAAUGAGAUGGGUUUCAUUUGUGAAACUGAUCCAAGGGUCAUUAUCGAUCCACUAUCUUGGCGCGCUGACAUUUUCGCGAUCAGCAUAAUUUCGGCCUUUAUUUUGGCCAUCAUUUUGCUGAUUAUGGUCGCCUUUUGUUGGUAUGCCAAAUCGAAGCAUCGACAAGUGCAACGCUUGGAGCGCAGAAAUAGUAUACGACAGAGCUUGAGAAGCUUGAAUAGCAUCGAUCAGCAGGGAUCGUUGCGUCGUCGAAACUUUAAUAUGUCCACGUCGACUGGCACGCUCUCUAAACCGCUGGGUCAAGACUACAAAAUGAUGGGCAACGGCUCAAUCGACUCCAUGGACAAAAGCGUGCUCAGCUCGGACGGCAGCUUUGAGGGUUACGACAAUCAAACCGCGCAUCCCGGUGAAUAUCAGAAACCGAAUUACAACGAAUAUGUUAGUCAGCAUGCGCUCAAAGGCGUCAAUGGGACUAGCAAAGCGAAUGAACCAUACAAAAUUGCCACAAUCGGCUCCGUCUCAAAAGCGUCCACAGCACGCGGCCGCACUGCACGACUGCCAGACACAUUCGAGCUCUCCUACCGCAAUGAAGGUUUCCGCGACAACUCGACCUACGCCAGCACGCUCAACAAUUCGGUGGCCACGAGCAUUGCCGAAGAUACGCCCAUCAUACACCAGACAGAUGUCGAGGACGUGAACUCGGAUUACUAUGGCAACGCAAGCACUUUACCGCUACACAGUGGCGGUGGCAAUGAGAGUCUCUCAUUCCUGCAUGAAUUGAAACAAAAUCUACCACCACCCGCCUACAAUAAGCCGCAUGGACAAAGUCACAGCAGUUUCCUGCCAAGUGGUAGUGGUGGCAACGCCGCUACUGGCAAUGGGAAGGUGCGUCCCACCAGCAGUUCACAAUUAAGCAAUGACUCGCAUUCGAGUACACUGCCGUAUGAGCAGAAAAUCGAUAAUAUCAACUUUACGCCUGUAUCACAAAAGGCUGAAGAAAUGCCGCUAUUCCGCCAUGAAGCAGCAGCUGCUGCAGGCAGCGGCCUACCAACGCCGCCACCCGAUAUGCGACGCCCCGAUUCCUAUUACACUGCGGUGCGUAGCAGUAAGGCGCAGCCGCAAUUGGCGCGUAUGGCAGCGCCACCGCCUGCAAUAAAGGCGGGCGUGUCUGCAUCUAAAAAGCCGGGUCAGUCGAAGCCUGGGUCGACUGGGUUGCCCCAAAUCCACAGCCAGAAUGGCAAACGUCCAAAGACUGUUUAUCAAACUGCCAGUCCCGAACCGACGGCAUACCAUCGCUCCAGAUCGGAGGCACUGCUAGAGACGGAUUUUGAUGAUGAAUCGCCGAGCAUGGUGCCGCUUAGCACGAAUAAUCGUAGCUAUAGCCAGCCGUUGGAGACGGCGAUGUAGAGGCGAGAUGUGAAUCGAACGAAGAUAUGAAGAAGAAGAUAUGAAGAAGAAAACGAAGUUAAUGAAGUACCGUAUAAAGACACCCACAUGCAAAAUAAAAUAUAUCAUCACAAGCAUCACACAUUACACCUCUUUUUUACCGUUACAAUUAACAUUACAAAAUACGAGUACAUGUAUUGCCUAAUUUAAGCGCUUGAGAAAACAAACUAAAUAAUAAUUUUUGUAGCAUAGAAACCAAGUUAAGUACUUUCGAUCUACGAUCAACGAUUCUGUAUGCCUUAAAGCUACUAUAGCUAGCCGAAUGUUUAGCGAGUAAAUAAAAUAAGUAUUUAAUUAAUAAAAUAAAAAUUAAUAUAUAUUAAAAUAAAAGUCGCGCUUUUGCUUAAGGAGAUUAAAAAAUACAAGUAAAAAACCGAAGCUAUACAAAUAAAAAAUAAGAAAACGUAUUAAUCGGAAAAUCGUUUCAGUUCUUAAGUAAUCAAUCGAUCCAUCCAUUAGCCGUAAGUUGUCAUACUAUAAGAUCGCAUAACUGUACAUUCAAUUAUAGAGUUUCAUGUACAUAAAUGUAAUUAUAAUAAAUCUACAAAUAAUUCCAAGUGUUCAAUGCUAAAUCUGCAUAUGUAUGUGUGUGCUUAGAUAUUGAUUUUUAUUAAUUACU
Molecule: messenger RNA, 11224 nt
Organism: Anastrepha ludens (Mexican fruit fly)
Lineage: Eukaryota; Metazoa; Arthropoda; Insecta; Diptera; Tephritidae
Gene: bark
Product: protein bark beetle
Exons: 13
Coding region: 952-10566 (3204 amino acids)
Cellular component (GO): membrane
Source: RefSeq, a predicted model, not a curated record